Molecule: messenger RNA, 789 nt
Organism: Vigna unguiculata (cowpea)
Lineage: Eukaryota; Viridiplantae; Streptophyta; Magnoliopsida; Fabales; Fabaceae
Source: RefSeq, a predicted model, not a curated record
AUGGUUCCCUAUGAUGAACCUAUCUACGGGUUCUCCGGAGAGAAGGUCUCAACUCGUGGAUAUAUAGACCUCCACACUAUUUUUCGGGAAGCAUCUCAAAGAAAAACAAUCCUCAUUCGCUUUCUUGUUGUAGAUGUACCCACCUCAUACAACAUCCUCCUUGGUCGACCAUCCUUCAACACUCUAGGAGCCGUCGUCUCCACAUCCCACCUAGUCAUGAAAUUCCCAUCUCCAUCCAGUGACAUCCUUACCAUUCAUGGCGACCAACGGCUCGCACGAGAAUGCUAUAUGGAACAACGCGAUAUCUUGGCCCCUACCCUUAUCGCCAACACUGACCUCUUCACCUGGUCAAUUGCAGACUUACCUGGUAUCGAUCCUCAGGUAGCAGUUCAUAAACUAUCCAUCUACAAAGAAGCAAGGUACGUCUCGCAGAAGAAGCAAAAGUCGGGAGAAGAACGUUGGCUGACAGCAAAAAUAAAGGCCAAAAAGUUACUUAAUGUUGGCUUCAUCGAGGAAGCCCACUACACCACCUGGCUAUCUAACGGUCCAGCCAGCAAUAAGGUUCUCAAUUUUUUAGACGCAUACUCCGGGUACAACCGAAUUCCAAUGGCCACAACCAACAUGAACAAGACCACAUUCAUCACUAACGACACCAAUUAUUUUUACAAGGUCAUGCCUUUUGCCCUAAAAAACGCAUGCGCUACCUACCAAAGAUUAAUGGACAAAGUGUUCAACCACUUGAUGGGCAAGUAUGUCAAAGUAUAUGUCGACGACAUGGUUGUCAAAUAA